UCAAUAUGGCAAGCACCAGUAGCGGCAGCGCGGUUAAAAAGUCCAACAAAGUAGCGAUUCCAGAUGCUAACUACAUCCGAGAAAUGUUCAACACUUGCGAGAACCCAAUCAAAGCUAUCAACCAGUUCCAAAUAGAAAACGGAUUACAAAUAGGCUCACUUGAACCAGUCCUCCCCCUUCUCGAUCUCCACAGUAUAAGCAGAGUCAAGUUCCAUCACUCAGUUAUCAGGUUACUUCAGAGUAAACUAACCAAAAAGCUGGAGGGUAUGCCUAGGGAGUCCUUGGAAAAGAUGCUGAAACAAGCAUUUUCACAGAUACAACACAAGGAACUCAUGCCAGUCGCUCUGGAGAUAAUGAAGCUGCUCAAUCCUGUUCCGUCUACUUGUUUGAAAAAAGUAGCGGCACUCCCGGAGGUUUACAAACAGUGUUCUAUUGAAGUGAGGAGACAAGUUUGGGAGAAACACCAGGGAAUAUUUGGAGAUGAAGUGAGACCCAUUCUUAACAAGUACAUUUGGGAGAAGGAUGUUGAGUUACAUAAAGGGAGCGAGAGUCUUAUCGCAGCAGCACCAUUCUUUGCUAUUGCACCGCGCAAACGCAGAGAAUCACCAGUGGUACAGCAACUGAAGGAAAUGAUUGGUCUGUCUUUUCCUUUGUAUCAGAUGAUGUUGAUAUUUGUGCGGACCCUGUACCAGCGGAACAAAACAUCACAUUUCUGUACUCUGCGCUCAGACAUGUUAAUGUCAUUUCACGACUGUAAGAUACAGGACAUUUACAAGCAGGACCCUUGUCAUGACUUCAUGUUUUACAUCCAAUAUGCUGUGAACGAGAAGAGGAUCCAGGACAAGAUUCAGCCAAAACUGAAGGAGUUUUAUUUAAAGAUAGUUUCUGAGAAGACUGAACUGUUGAGUGACACAGCUAUUAUCCUAGCUGAUCCGUAUGUGUUGAAUGUAUUUUGUAUGGAGGUAUUCAGUUGUUUGCAGAGCAUGAUAGAAAAAGAAAAUCUCCCAAGAAACGAAGAGAAGUUACAUUUUCUAUUGAAAUUCAUCAACCUAGGAAUCAAUGCUUGGUCAAUUGUAAACGAUGACUCAACAGAUGAACCCAAACUACACAAGGCCACACUAAAAGAGAACAUUCCUCUUCUCAUGAUUUGCCUUGUUGAAGAUGUCAUGCAUCACGAGAUGGGAUCCAAAUACAGGGACAAUGUCAUAUCAAACCUAGUGUCCUCUACCAGCAAGGAUACUCUUAUAAAAACUCUCGUUAUGCAUUACGUACUGACUCUAGCUCAAAACAGGAAUAUGGAGCGCCUUAAAAUGGUGCUCCCCUUAAUACCUGACUCUAUCUCCACCCUAGACGAGGUUUUCAUGCACGUGCUAGUUUCUUACUUUCUCCAAUACACGACUGAGUGGAAACAGGCAGAUUUCUGUAAAGCAGUCUUCAGCUCCUUUCUCAACAAGUAUUGUGAGGAUGAGGUAGUAUUGAGGCAUGUGCUGCGGUUACUCUGGACAGCGCACCUUCAUUUAGAGGUUGAUCACGUGACAGAGACACUGGAGAUUAUUGCUCCUCAGCCAAAUCAUUCGUCUCAAGUAAGAGACUUGUUCAUGCAGCUUAGUGAACGGACUGCUGUAGUGGAAACAUGAUGUUUAUAUGAUGAUAAUAAUAGGCCCUCAGAUAUAUUUGGGGCUGUAUUGCUGAUAUGUGUUCACAAAAUUUAUAUUUUCAGAUAUAAGAUGAGGAAUCUGAAAUCUGUGAUAUUUUUAACGUUCUAGUUCACAUUAUGCCGACUCUUUUUAAUGUUUAUGAUUUGGACGCGAGCUAUGGGCUAACGAAACGUUGGGAGAAUGGUUUAAAUUAUGAAUAUCGUAACUCAUAUAAUACUGUUUUAAACUUAAAGAAUUGAUAUUUAUUUAAAUGAUUGGAAUCGUUUGUCUCAACCAUUUGACUCCUUAUUAUCUGCACAACAUUCAAUGUUAUUUGUUAACUGCGCAUAAUCUGACAUUGACUUAUUGCUAAAUAUGAGUUCACAAUCUUGUUUCAUUCUAAUACGGUCAUAAAUUUCAUUGUACAAUAAAUCCAAACCCAGCUCACCAAACGCUUUCCGAGUUUACUGCCACUGAUUUAUUAUAAUAUGAUAGCAGGCAUGUUGCUGAACGUCUAAUUACACAUAAUAUCAGGGUGAAGUGUUAAUCAUGACCCAAGUAGCACCUGUAGUCAAGUUAUCUAGAUGGUCCUUCCUCUUAGCAGGAGUCUGGUACGGUGCCAACAGGAGAACUAGACUGAAUAACCAAGCCCAACAGAGUAAAGAUACCCCCUCCAAAUGAGCUCCUUAAUUAGAUUUACUAAGAAGUUCAAAGAACCUAGGAUGAUUUUCUAUUUAUUUUGUAUUUGUUCUAUCGAAUUUUAUGUCUAUUAGAUGAUUUAAUAAUAUCGCAAUAUGCAUUGUAGUUUGUUG
Molecule: messenger RNA, 2449 nt
Organism: Bolinopsis microptera
Lineage: Eukaryota; Metazoa; Ctenophora; Tentaculata; Lobata; Bolinopsidae
Product: negative elongation factor B-like
Exons: 3
Coding region: 6-1637 (543 amino acids)
Biological process (GO): negative regulation of transcription elongation by RNA polymerase II
Cellular component (GO): NELF complex; nucleus
Source: RefSeq, a predicted model, not a curated record